Notechis scutatus (mainland tiger snake) is the source of this 2028-nucleotide messenger RNA. NCBI's taxonomy places the organism in Eukaryota, Metazoa, Chordata, Lepidosauria, Squamata, Elapidae. The record is from RefSeq and is a predicted model, not a curated record.
GUGCCAACCCCUGCGAGCAUGCUGGGAAAUGCCUGAACACGGAGGGCUCCUUCUAUUGCCAAUGCCAGAUGGGCUACUCGGGUCCCCGGUGCGAGAUAGACGUCAAUGAGUGCUCCUCCAACCCCUGCCAGAAUGAUGCCACCUGCUUGGACCAGAUUGGGGUCUUCCAGUGCAUUUGCAUGCCAGGUUACGAGGGGGUCUACUGUGAAAUCAACACGGAUGAGUGUGCCAGCAGCCCCUGCCUGCACAACGGAAACUGCGUGGACAAGAUCAACGAAUUUGCCUGCGUGUGCCCCGUGGGAUUUAAUGGCCACCUGUGUCAACAUGACAUCGACGAAUGUGCUAGCACACCCUGCAAGAACGGAGCCAAAUGUGUGGACGCACCAAACGCUUACAUGUGUGAAUGCACAGAAGGCUUUUCGGGCACUCACUGCGAGACAGACAUCAACGAUUGUGACCCUGAUCCUUGCCACUAUGGCACAUGCCAAGAUGGUAUUGCCACCUACAACUGCCUCUGCCAGCCUGGGUACACCGGGCGCCUCUGCGACACUAACAUCAACGAGUGCCAAAGCCAACCUUGCAAGAAUGGGGGCACCUGCCAGGACAGGAACAACGCCUACACCUGCGUCUGCCUCCGAGGCACUACAGGGCCCAAUUGUGAGAUCAACCAGGACGAUUGUGCCAGCAACCCGUGUGAUUAUGGCAAGUGCGUGGACAAGAUCAACGGCUACGAGUGCGCCUGUGAACCGGGAUACACAGGGAGGAUGUGCAGCCUCAAUGUGGACGAGUGUGAAAGCAACCCUUGCCACAACGGGGGCACCUGCAAGGAUGGCAUCAACGGAUUCACGUGUCUCUGCCCGGAAGGCUUCCACGACUCCAUGUGCCUCUCGGAAGUGAAUGAGUGCAGCAGCAACCCUUGCGUCCACGGGAGAUGCCAUGACGGGCUGAACGGCUACAAGUGCAAUUGCGACGCAGGCUGGAGUGGGACAAACUGUGACAUCAAUAACAACGAAUGCGAGUCCAACCCUUGUGCGAACGGUGGAACCUGCAAGGAUAUGACCAGCAGUUACAUUUGCACCUGCCAGGAGGGAUUCAGUGGACACAACUGCCAGUUCAACAUCAACGAAUGUGCCUCCAACCCUUGCCUGAACCAGGGGACCUGCAUUGACGAUGUGGCUCGCUACCAGUGCAACUGCCUCCCACCCUAUACAGGGCAAACAUGUGAAAUCGACAUCAACGAGUGCGUGAAGAGCCCCUGUCAGAACGGUGCCACGUGCCAAAACACCAACGGGAGCUACCGCUGCAUGUGCAAACCUGGUUUCACAGGGAACAGCUGUGAAACGGACAUCGAUGACUGUCAACCCAAUCCCUGCCACAAUGGGGGCUCCUGUUCUGACAGCGUCAACGGCUUUUCCUGCAACUGCCUGGCGGGCUUCCAGGGCCUCGAAUGCCAGGAAGACGUGGACGAAUGUGCCAGCAACCCCUGCAAGAACGGGGCCAACUGCACGGACUGCGUGAACAGCUACACCUGUACGUGCCCGUCUGGGUUCAGUGGGAUCCAUUGUGAGCACAACACUCCAGACUGCACGGAGAGCUCCUGCUUCAACGGGGCGACCUGUGUGGACGGCAUCAACACCUUCACCUGUGUCUGCCCGCCUGGCUUCACUGGCAUUUAUUGUGAACAUGACAUCAAUGAGUGCGACUCCAGACCCUGCAUGAAUGGAGGAACUUGCCAGGACAGCUACGGGACCUACAAAUGCACCUGCCCACAGGGGUACACUGGACUUAAUUGCCAGGUAUUUCCACUUCCUGUUCCAGGUGGAAUAUUCGGUCUGGAAUUUCAAGGAGGGGAGGACAGGAGUCCUCGUCUAGUGACCCCCAAUUGGCGUGGGCAAUGUGGUAAUGAAGUGAAGUGUUUGCUAGCCGAUCUCACUUCAGCCCUCCUUUGCUGUACAGACUGCAAAGGUUACAAAUGCAAUGGGAAUAGGAAUAGAAUAGAAUUAGAACAAGAAUUAGAAAUAGAAUAGA